CAAUGAGUAUCUGAACAUAGGCUGCCAGCCUCACACAGCCCAAGUUAUUAUUUUUACCUUUGUUCCACUCAUUGUUAUUCCCACACUGUUUGACUGCCCUUUUCCUACAUGUCCAGGCUAUGAAAAAACAUUAGUUUGUUAUGUUGUGCCCUCCCCAACCUGCCCCCCACCCCCUAUGUGUGAAACAUGUUGAAAGAAUGCAUCCUCAGUGCUUAGGUAUUAGAUAAUGUGACUGAUUUGUCUGGCUGUGUGUUUUUCUUUUCCUCUGGAUACUCGCCAUGCCCCAAACAGAGGAUUAUACCUCCAUUUUUGAUAUCACGCCGCUAAUUUGAAACUGUUUAACAAACUCAACCACUAACAUUCCAGAAAGGCAGAGAGAGAGAUAGAGAGAAGCAAAGUGCAAUCAUCUGGCAGAAGUUGUGUACAAUGCCUCGGAGAAGGUAUGACCGCAGCCUCACUCAUUCACAUCAGUUCCUUUAUAUCUUCAGGGUGUCUGUUUGGAGCCAUGCGAGGAUGAUGGAUGAGGUUGUUGCAGUUUGGAUCUGUUCUGGUCUGCGCCAGGCUCUGUUGCUGUUGUUUUCCUUGUGUCCAAACAUACAGGCACAGCACCGUCAUAUAAUUGUUUACAGAUGAAGACAAAAAAUCCCAAAUGAAAAAUCCAACAAAUAUGACCCACUGGGUCCUGUAUCUGAGUCUGUAAGUGAGUAAGCAAUAGAAAAAAUAAAAUAAAAAACUAACAUUUUAGAGGAGGUAAAGUUUGCAGACAAUGACAUGUUGGUCAGAGACCUGAGAGGAAAGAAUAUAAAUCAAACAGCAUUGUAGGUUCAUUUGUUUAAUACUCAACAAAAUCUUGUAGAAUAAUUCAUAAUUCAAAACAAUUCAAACACUGGCUGUAGAUAUUUGCAUUUUUUGCGAGUUUUGUGGCCACCAUAGUUUCUCCUACAUAUUUCAGUCAAUGCUUAUUCCCAGGUCAUCAAAUGCAGACGUGAGAGGUGUUCAGUUAGUUGCAAUCUGCAACUUCAUCGCUACAUGCCACUAAAUCCUACACACUGGUCCUUUGAGGAACACAUUAGUCAUAGGACAAUAUGACAAUUUCCAUACACAAUAUUAUCACAAUAAUCAUGAUAACAUACUUCAUAAAUGAAAUGAAUUCAAAUGGCACUAAAACAUACUGGACUCACUUAAAAUUAAGCUUAAAUUAAGCCAUGUGAAGAUAUGCCCGAUUUUAAUAGAAAUGUGCCACGAUAAAUUAGUAGUACUCCUGUAUUGUGCCUUGUGAGCACUUUUGUACAAGCAGAUAUUAAAAUACCAAAUAUAUAUUUAUCAGGGCGCCCUGCCUGAAAAUCUACUUUUCCUAAAAAUAAUGUGAAAUAUUGCAAGGGCAGAUGAUAGUGUCUUCAUUUGGUUAUAAAUCUGAACAUUUCCAAAAACUUCCAUGAUAACAUAUUCAACAUAUAUAACCUUAACUCUGCCUGCAGGUGUAGGAUAUCCCCGUGUCACAAUCUCAACUGUACCUACAACACUGAUGUCCCCACCAAGUGAUGAUUGCUGAGACUGCGGAGGAUCCAGACAGUGGGGGAUGGAGCGGGCGGAGGAAGCAACCCUCCUACUACCUGUCUCCCUACAGCACGCUGACCUUGAACCUCCGCUGCACUAGCAGGAACAACACAGAGACACAGCUCCCCCCACCCCCCACCCCCCUUGUGAGAACGAUAGUGAGGAAGAGGAACAGAAGGAAACAGAGAAUAAAAGGGACAGCGUGUUGGAUAACCCGUGAGGAUCGAGGGCCUCUGGGUGGUCCCAUCAUGAAACCUUCAAUCUCUGUGGGCCCCCCUUCUGGCCUGCUGCUGGUCCUGAUGUGCUGCCCCCUGCUGGGCUUGGUCCAGUCUGCCAGCAGCAACAAGGCUAGCGAUAACCCACACCUGGGAGACAGCAACCCAGAGCGGUGCAUGAGGCACCACUUUGUGGAAACUAUCACACACCCCAUUUAUAAGUGCAACUCCAAGAUGGUGUUGCUGGCACGCUGUGAGGGCCACUGCAGCCACACGACCCGCUCUGACCCCCUCAUCUCCUUCAGCUCGGUGCUCAAACAGCCCUUCAAGAGCACCUGCUCCUGCUGCCGGCCGCACACCUCCAAGCUGAAGGCGGUGAGGCUGCGCUGCGCUGGCGGGACUCGCAUUACGGCCACUUACAGAUACAUCCUAGCGUGUAACUGUGAGGAGUGCAGCUGAGCAGGGAGCAGCAACCCUCCCAAACCCUCAAGACUCUCAAGACCCAGGAUCCUCUUUGACCUUGGGCCUUACUCUGAAGCUAUCCAGAGCUUUUUGGUUGAUUGUAGGAGUGACAGCAGCUCAGGAUGCUUGUUGUUGUCAUGGGAGUGAUAGUUUGGAGCAAUCACAUAGGCCUUGGGACUCGGACACAACAUACUAUACACUCUCCAUUAUGUGCAUCCAAUCAGUGCAAACCAUACAGAGCAUAUUUCUCUAGCACACAAGGCCAGACACCACAAACUGCUGCUCCCAUGGGCCAGAUGGAGACCCUCCUCACUGCAGAGACACACUGCACUCAUUACAGGCCUCCAUAAUCCAUACCACACAUGCUCACAAACCACAGUGUGAGAGCUCAUUACAAAUAUCUGUAACAGCUUUCUGCCAGCUCCAUAAAAACCCCACCAUGCAUUUGACAACAAAACAACACGGCUUGUAAAAAAAGCAGCAUGGGAAAGGAACGAGGCCCAGAUGAGAACGAGCGGGGUCCGCAUGCGCCCCGGACAUGUGGUGGAUCUAUAGAGAAGCACCAGCGCUGUGCUUAUUCACCCAAUAACAUUUUACACACUCCCUGCAGACUUUCAUCUCGCUGUGUAAAACAUGCGAUGCUGACAGGAGAGCUCAUCAGGUGGACAAUGAAAGAGUAGUGGCAGACGGUGUAAAAGGAGCUCUGAGGAUGAGAGAAGAGCAAGGAGAAAGGUCAAGCCAGCGCCUGGGUGGUGGUGUGGACUGUGAAAAGACUGUCAAGGCAAUCAUUUUAAAUGUAAUCUAUUCUAUUUGGAUCUUUGUGAUGUUCCUGUGAACAUUAUUGAAACUAUAGCUACUAUCACGCCGGGUUUUUUGAAACUGACGCUUUCGCCUGUGGUAUAACGUUACUAAAGAUAUGUCGGAUGUUUUGGCUCACAGAAAAAAACGCUUGUGUCAAAACAGCACUGUAGUUGCUCUGCAUAUGUCUGCAAUGCCUGCACACAUUUUUCUCAUAGUCCACAAUGAUGAAUCCACAACUUCAAACUUGCAUAUAAGUCCUUCGGUGUGUGUGCCAGGCUCUAACAACGUCAUUGGCCGUUCUUGUGGUCAGUUUAUCCGAAUUAAAAAAAUACCAACUCAG
Molecule: messenger RNA, 3375 nt
Organism: Dicentrarchus labrax (European seabass)
Lineage: Eukaryota; Metazoa; Chordata; Actinopteri; Moronidae
Gene: ndp
Product: norrin cystine knot growth factor NDP
Exons: 3
Coding region: 1542-2231 (229 amino acids)
Biological process (GO): Wnt signaling pathway
Source: RefSeq, a predicted model, not a curated record